Molecule: messenger RNA, 408 nt
Organism: Ylistrum balloti
Lineage: Eukaryota; Metazoa; Mollusca; Bivalvia; Pectinida; Pectinidae
Exons: 4
Coding region: 1-408 (135 amino acids)
Source: RefSeq, a predicted model, not a curated record
AUGUACUGUGUGUUGGCGAUCUCCGUGUGCCUGUUUGGACAGGUCUUGAGUGCGACUACAAUGAUUCCUUCUACUCAUCGUCCUCAUCACCACGAACCAAAUGAGUUUGAUCAAGGUUUAUUCUACUAUGACGCAUUGUCGCAUCAAAUGGUGAUGAAGCUUGGAAGUAACUGUUACAUUGAGAAACUGAAAGCUUCCCAACGGCCACAAGUCCAUACAACCGAUGGGCUUUUGAAACUGGAGAGUAACUUGAUGUUCCUCGUAGCAAAGGGAACCAAAACACAGAUGGGACAUGAUGAAGUGAAUUCUUUAAGCGUGCACCUUGAGCACAUGUGUGGUGGUCAGGACGUCUUUGUAGUAUCGCACCCUCAUCAUCACCAAACAACAACAAUGGGUAUAAUUGGUUGA